Lemur catta (Ring-tailed lemur) is the source of this 1940-nucleotide messenger RNA. RefSeq names its product RAD9 checkpoint clamp component A (gene RAD9A). NCBI's taxonomy places the organism in Eukaryota, Metazoa, Chordata, Mammalia, Primates, Lemuridae. The coding region runs from base 607 to 1572 and encodes 321 amino acids. The transcript has 6 exons. Gene Ontology annotation, biological process: cellular response to ionizing radiation; DNA replication checkpoint signaling; DNA repair. Gene Ontology annotation, cellular component: checkpoint clamp complex. The record is from RefSeq and is a predicted model, not a curated record.
GUGGGAUGCCAACCGGGAGCCGGGAGCCGGGACUCAAGUCUCGCUUCCAGCAGGCAGUGUCACUGUGGGCAGAGUUGUCUGCUGAGUUUCAGUUUCCUCUCCAGUUGUGGGGCAUCAGCUUGGGCCCUGUGAUCUUCCCAGGCCAGUGUGUGAAUUGAAGGCAGCGGGGGUGGCAUGGACUUAGAGAUAACUAGGGGGAAGGGCAGGAUGUGCAGACCCUUGACCGUGGGAGCAGUGCUGAGGCUGACUCUACAGAAUUCAUGAGAAGAUACUAGCUGACUGCAAGGAGAAGGGUUUCAACAGGUGUUGGUAGAGGGGGAGAACGUUAGGGCAAGUGUGCGAGCAAAUGUAGGCUGCAGGGCUGGGCCUGUCACUGCCCGCAGACCACAUCCCUCUCCCUGCUUUUCUGCUUUUCGUGGCCCAGCUCUCCCUCCGGACUGUGAACUCCUCCCGCUCUGCCUAUGCCUGCUUCGUCUUUGCCCCACUCUUCUUCCAGCAGUACCAGGCCACCACCCCUGGUCAGGACCCGCUGCGCUGUAAGAUCCUGAUGAAGUCCUUCCUGUCCGUCUUCCGCUCGCUGGCAAUGCUGGAGAAGACUGUGGAAAAAUGCUGCAUUUCCUUGAAUGGCAGGAGCAGCCGCCUGGUGGUCCAGCUGCACUGCAAGUAUGGGUCCUGGGGGAGGCUGUUCUGCCCUUCCCUCCUGCACUGGCUGAAGUGACACUGGGCAUUGGGUGUGGCCGCAGGGUCAUCCUGCGCAGCUACCAGGAGGAGGAGGAGGCGGCAGACAGCACCGUCAAAGCGAUGAUGACUGAGAUGAGCAUUGGGGAGGAGGAUUUCCAGCAGUUGCAGGCCCAAGAAGGAGUGGCUGUCACUUUCUGCCUCAAGGAAUUCCGGGUGAGGUUCCCCGCCAUGCACUCACUGCCCUGUCCUCCCUCCCCAGCCCAGGGCCUCACCACCCUGCCUCUUCCCUCCCAGGGGCUCCUGAGCUUUGCAGAGUCAGCAAACUUGAAUCUUAGCAUUCAUUUUGAUGCUCCAGGCCGACCAGCCAUCUUCACUAUCAAGGACUCUCUGCUGGAUGGCCACUUUGUCUUAGCCACACUUUCAGAGACUGACCCACACUCCAAGGCCCUAGGCUCCCAGGAGCUCCAUCGGCCAGUGCCUCCACUUCAGGAUUACAGCACACCCCACCCGGACGACUUUGCCAAUGAUGACAUUGACUCUUACAUGAUCGCCAUGGAAACCACCAUAAGCAGCGAGGGCUCACGGGCGCUGCCCUCCGUUUCCCUUUCACCUGGCUGCCAGCACUCCCAUAGCCCUGACCCCCACUCAGAGGAGGAAGACGAAGCUGAGCCCAGUACAGUGCCUGGGACUCCCCCACCCAAGAAGGUAGGGGCUGGAGGUGGACGCAGGGGAUGGGAGUCAAGGAAAGGAGCAGCCUCCGGAACUCUGUGUUCUCUUUCCAGUUCCGCUCGCUGUUCUUUGGCUCCAUCCUGGCCCCUGUACACUCCCCCCAGGGCCCCAGCCCUGUGCUGGCUGAAGACAGUGAGGGUGAAGGCUGAACUGAGAACCUGAAGUCUGUGUCCAGAGGCCUUGGGCUAGACGUAGCCCCAGCCCUGGAGGGUCGUAAAGGUGGACAUGCUGGAGCCGAGCUGGCGGUUCUGCUCCCUCCAGCAGGCCCUACCUGGCUGGCCACCAUGUGCCGUGGAGCUGCCCGGCUCACCCUGACUGGCCUGGGUCCUAUUGUCACCCUCAACCCCCAACCAAUCAUGUCUGUUCCCAGACCUGGCCUUGAGCUGCUACCUGACAGGAGGUCCCUCACCUCUUAUUUACCACUGAGCCUUAGGCCAGACUCCAACCACCAGGCCAGGGCUGGAAAUCUGUCUUCCUCACACUCACCUUUAUAAGAAAAGAACCUGCUCCUGCUGAUGCGCUUCUGCCAA